Molecule: messenger RNA, 1846 nt
Organism: Bactrocera neohumeralis
Lineage: Eukaryota; Metazoa; Arthropoda; Insecta; Diptera; Tephritidae
Gene: Cyp9c1
Product: cytochrome P450 9b2
Exons: 4
Coding region: 91-1602 (503 amino acids)
Molecular function (GO): heme binding; iron ion binding; oxidoreductase activity, acting on paired donors, with incorporation or reduction of molecular oxygen
Source: RefSeq, a predicted model, not a curated record
AUUCAGUAAUGCUUGAACCAUUGAAGUGAAUAGUUGGGUAAUAAAUUUAGAGCUCUAAUCCAUACGAAAAACUAAGAGAAGAAGGAUAACAUGGUGUUUAUCGAAUUGGGACUUGUGUCCUUGCUACUCCUAUACAUUUUCUACAAAUGGGCUACAUUUAAAUACAAUACAUUUAAAGAGCGUGGAGUGCCUUACGAAGAGCCUUGGCCUCUGGUGGGUAACGCGGGGGCGGUGGUGUUGAAUAGAGAAGGCUUCAAUAAGACGGUCCUCAAAUUUUAUCAACGCAAUAAAGAUCACGAUAUUGUCGGGUUCUACAAUUUUCGUUCUCCUGUAUUCGUGGUACAAAAUCCCGAUUAUAUCAAAAAGAUGACUGUAAAAGAUUUUGAUUUCUUCGUAAACCACACACCGUUUUUUAAAGCCGACGACGAUCCUCUCAUUAACGGAAUGCUGACUGUAAUGAAGGAUCAACGCUGGAAAAAUAUGCGCAACACACUUUCUCCGAUCUUUACCGCCGCCAAGAUGCGCGCCAUGUUUAGUUUGAUGAACGAAUGUCUGAAUGAAUGUUUAGGAAGGCUUCGUGAUGCGACCAAAGGUGGAAAGAGUCACGAUAUAGAACUCAAAGGUUGGUUUACGCGCUUGUCAAAUGAUAUUAUUGCCUCAACUGCAUUUGGUUUGAAGAUCAAUUCUUAUGAGGAUAAGAACAAUGAGUUCUACAUGAUCGGACAAUCGAUUUCAAAUUUCCGCGGCAAACAAAUGCUCAAAUUCUUUGUUUCUAAUACAAUGCCCAUUGUACAAAAGAUCCUGGGGUAUAAAAUAUUUGAUACCGAUAAAACGGAUUACUUCAAACGACUAGUUAUAGACACAAUGAAAUAUCGACAAGAGAAUAAAAUCCAUAGGCCGGAUAUGAUCCAGUUAUUGAUCGAAGCCAAACAGGAGUCCGACCAAAACUGGUCUGACGAUGACAUUGUAGCACAAUGCUUUAUUUUCUUUUUCGCCGCUUUUGAAAAUAAUGCCAAUUUCACCUCGGUAAUCUGUCAUGAGCUAAUGGAAAAUCCUGAAGUACAAGAACGAUUAUACGAAGAGGCACUAGAGGUGCGUGAGGAACUUAACGGAAAACCUUUAACUUACGAGGCAGUGAUGAAAAUGAAGUACAUGGACAUGGUCACUUCCGAAACAUUACGUAAAUGGAAUCUUGCUGGAUUUACAGAUCGCUUGUGCUCUAAGGAUUACGACCUCACUGAUGAUGAUGGAAACUUGGUAUUUAAAUUUAAAACUGAUGACUAUGUGUGGUUUCCCAUCAUUGGUCUGCACUAUAAUGAAAAGUAUUUCGAGGAUCCCGACGCAUUUAAUCCUGAACGUUUUAGCGAUGAAAACAAAGACAAUAUUAAACCCUUUACGUACCUGCCAUUCGGUGUGGGGCCACGAAUGUGCAUAGGUAAUAGGUAUGCAUUGAUGCAAGCCAAGGCUAUGAUGUACUAUAUGAUAUUGGACUUCAAGUUGGUGCGUUCUCCGAAAACGGUGAAAAACAUAAUGGAUGAUAUACGUGGUUUUCAAAUAAACCCGAUGGGCGGGUUCUGGGUUCGCCUUAUUCCACGCGCAUAAUCUUGAAUCGAACAUGUCAAAUUCGCAAAUAUGUACAUACAUAUGUACAUCAAAAUAUUGUUAUUCUAGUUGCUUUAGUGAGUAGCCGAUUAGAAUUUUAAUUUACUAUUGUUUAUGCAAAGCAUGUGUCUAUGUUUAUGAAUUCUUGUAUAUACUUAUGUAACUGUAAAGAGUUUUGCAUAUGAGAUUGAAUAAUUGUUUGUUUUUUAUAUUUUUUUAAUUUACUUAAUAUACUCUCUUUUUU